Molecule: messenger RNA, 2562 nt
Organism: Gopherus evgoodei (Goodes thornscrub tortoise)
Lineage: Eukaryota; Metazoa; Chordata; Testudines; Testudinidae
Gene: RAB43
Product: RAB43, member RAS oncogene family
Exons: 3
Coding region: 54-710 (218 amino acids)
Biological process (GO): protein secretion; regulation of exocytosis
Molecular function (GO): GTPase activity; GTP binding
Source: RefSeq, a predicted model, not a curated record
CGCAGAGCCCGGGUCCGCGCUGCGGAGGGCGAAGGAGCCGAGCCGGCCAGGCCAUGCCCAGUCCCCCGACGCUGGGGGCGGCAGGCCCCGGCCCGGACCCGGAGGAGCGCUACGAUUUCCUCUUCAAGCUGGUGCUGAUCGGGGAUGCCAGCGUGGGCAAAACCUGCCUGGUGCAGCGCUUCAAAACCGGGGCCUUCGCCGAGCGCCAGGGCAGCACCAUCGGCGUGGACUUCACCAUGAAGAGCCUGGAGAUCCAGGGCAAGCGGGUCAAGUUGCAGAUCUGGGACACAGCAGGCCAGGAGAGAUUCCGAACCAUCACACAGAGCUACUACCGAAGCGCCAAUGGAGCAAUCCUAGCCUAUGACAUCAGCAAGAGAAGCUCUUUCCAGUCCAUUCCUCGCUGGAUUGAGGAUGUGAGAAAGUAUGCUGGUUCCAACAUAGUACAGUUACUGAUUGGAAACAAGUCUGACUUAAGUGACCUUCGAGAGGUUCAGCUGGAAGAGGCUCAGAAUCUGGCUGAACACUACGAUAUCAUCUGUGCCAUAGAAACGUCUGCGAAAGACUCCAGCAAUGUGGAGGAAGCUUUUGUGAAGAUGGCAACAGAGCUCAUGAUAAGGCAUGGAGGCCCCAUGUUCAAUGAGAAAAACACAGACAGCAUCAAACUUGACAGCAAAGAUAUAGUAGAAGGCUGGGGGCCAUGCGGUUGCUGAUACAAGCUAGGUGGUAUCCCUGACUUUUCUGGAAUUUAGAGGGAUGUCUCCCCCUAAGGCUGAGUAGCACAGUAGCUGUAUCCUCCUCCUGAGAGACCAGCAUUUUUGUAGAUGUUAGACACCAAUGCAAUCAAGAUUUUGUCUUUUACUUUUAAAAAGGGACUUUGUUGAGGUUUAGACCUAAAAGUUCAACCUUCCUUGACAUUUACUCUGUAUUUGCCCCCAUUAUUUUCUUUGCUGCAGCCUUCUCAGUAAGUUAUGAAUCUGAGUGAAGCAGCGUGGAUCUGUUUGUUGGAGGGCAGGGGAAGGUAACUAGACGAGAAACCACCACAUACCUAAAGUCCUAAACCCUUCAGUAUGGGAUAGCUGGCAAAGGUGUAACUAUUUUUGCUUUUAGGUCAGUCAACCUUGAUAGAAUCUUUAAAUUCUCAGCAUUCCACAAAUGUCCACAUACACCAGACAGGUUAGACAGUGACUGUGGCAAAUGUGUUUCAAGUAUCAAAAUGCUUGAAUGUUUUGAACACGGGACCAAGCAGCAGUCACCUGUCCAAGACACCGGACCACCAUGGAAGCUCUCUCUUUGAAAGUGAAAUGUGGCACAUGGACUGCGAAAUACUGUUGGUACAAGCCCAAGUGGGCUGUCAUGCUGAUUUUUAAAAAAUCAUCAUUCAAAUAGUGAAAUCAGCCUGAGCAAUACCGGUUGCCUGCUUGUUUAGCAAGUUAAGAAACAUUAAAUGUACUGACUCAAAUUCACUUUUGGAGAAGGAAGGGUUUGAUUAUUUUGUUACUUAUUUGCACAGUGAAUAGUUCCUUUUCCAACUUGGUGUCAUGGAGUUUUUACCCUCAGCUUUAUUCAUUUCAUUCCAUAACUCAAGAACAGCACCACUGGAAAUAAGAACUGGAGAAACCUUGAACAGACUUUGCUAGCCAUGACUGACUUUGGAGUGCUGUAGUAUGCCUACCUGGUCACAUAGAACGUUAAUUCCAAUCACGUGUGAUUAGCAUUAGUUUUUGUUGCCAGAGGUUUCAUUGCACAAGUGACUGUGACUGUCCUAUUCUUUAACUACAGCCUGGGCAUUUGAUGGGAUGGUGAACUUCAGAUUAGCUGAGAAUUGUAUGAAACAUGAUUUCUUGGCUAUAGGAAAAUAUUGAGAUCUCUGAUUCCCUCUCUCACAAUCACAAGUUGCCAGUUGAUUUUCAUUUCUUGCAGAUCUUCAGCAAGAAAAAUCUUUUUACUGUUGACCAAAAGUCUGCAUUAUUAAUUAAAUUGAUUUAAUAACCCAGCUAAGUAGUUAGCUUAAAGAUGUAGCUCUUUAUUAGGAGCUUAUGUUGUGUCUGCUGUUAGAAAGUGCUGACGCCAGUAACUAUCCCUGGAUUUACUCUCUCAAGCACCUUACAAACAGGGAUUUACAAAAGGAACAGAAGCUGGAUUUUUUGUUAAAUCUACAGUUUAAAGCCAAGGUUUUCAGAAUCGUGAUUUUGGGUGCCUGACUCUAGAUAUUUUAAAAGAUCCUGAUUUUCAGAAGUGCUGAUUACCCACCCUCAAAAAUCAGGCCUCGUUAGGGUGUUUCAGGUUGCUGCACCUGAAGAAAAAAAAUGAAGGUACCCAAAAUCAGUCAUUGUUUUUGAAAGUUUUAACCUAAAAGAAAAGGGUGUAUUUGGAUUAUUGUUAUUACCAGGAAUACAGCUUAUGGCCAUUCCACACAUAGCAUGAAAGCGAAGAAACUAGGAAAGGGCUAAUAUCCUGGACCCUGUUUUAAAUGUUGAUUCAUCAGAAAAAUCAUUUUCCUGCAGAAAAUGUUGAACUAUUUUCUACUGAAGCAGUUGAUUAAAGAAUUAUGUAUGUUUUGUA